AUGGUGGCAGAAAAAGAGACCCUGAGCUUAAACAAAUGCCCAGCCAAGCUGCCGACGAGGACCAAGCUCCUGGCACAGCAGCCGCUCCCGGUGCACCAGCCUCACUCCCUGGUUUCUGAGGGCUUCACAGUCAAAGCCAUGAUGAAAAACUCAGUCGUGAGAGGCCCUCCAAGUGCAGGAGCAUUCAAAGAAAGACCCACCAAACCCACAGCGUUUCGAAAAUUUUAUGAACGAGGAGACUUCCCAAUUGCCCUUGAACAUGAUUCGAAAGGAAACAAAAUAGCUUGGAAGGUAGAAAUUGAGAAGCUGGAUUACCAUCAUUAUCUGCCUCUGUUUUUUGAUGGGCUCUGUGAAAUGACAUUUCCCUAUGAGUUUUUCGCUCGGCAAGGAAUCCACGACAUGCUGGAACACGGGGGGAACAAGAUUCUUCCUGUCAUUCCACAGCUCAUUAUCCCGAUAAAAAAUGCCUUGAACCUCCGGAACCGACAGGUCAUCUGCGUCACUCUUAAAGUCCUACAGCAUCUGGUCGUGUCAGCUGAGAUGGUGGGUGAAGCGUUGGUGCCCUACUACCGUCAACUCCUUCCCAUCCUGAACAUCUUUAAGAAUAAGAAUGUGAACUCCGGGGACGGCAUCGACUACAGCCAGCAGAAGCGGGAGAACGUCGGCGACUUGAUCCAGGAGACGCUGGAGGCCUUCGAGCGCUACGGUGGCGAAGACGCCUUCAUCAACAUCAAGAGAAGAAUCGCUUCUUUAUCCAGUUCGGAAAGAAAGCAGGAGUCCGAGUUAAACCUUCAGUUGUGUGGACAAUAA
Rangifer tarandus platyrhynchus (Svalbard reindeer) is the source of this 810-nucleotide messenger RNA. The record is from the annotation of a GenBank genome assembly. NCBI's taxonomy places the organism in Eukaryota, Metazoa, Chordata, Mammalia, Artiodactyla, Cervidae.